AUGCUUAUUCGGAUAAUCACUUUGACUAUUCUACUGAAUAUUGUUUUUUCGCAAAUCACCGAUGGCGAUAAAACGUUGAUAUUAGUUCAGUCGGUUUGGCGACAUGGUGACCGAAAUCCGACCGAUCCCUAUCCGGGUGAUGCUUACGAUAAAACUUUCUGGGAUGCAAGAGGUGGAUAUGGAGAGUUGACAACGAGGGGUAUGGCAAUGCAUGUGAAGCUCGGAGCGAAAAUCAAAAAACGAUACAACCAACAUUUGCCUCAAUACUACAAUGCGGCUGAGAUUUAUGUCCGAUCGACGGAUGUGAAUCGAACGAUCAUUUCGGCAAUGUCGAACAUGAUUGGCAUGUACGCCCAAGGUGACAGCGAUCGAGUGAACAGAGAUUAUCCCGAUUUCACUGGCACGCCGUAUAAAUGGCCAUCAAAUUUCGUCCCGAUAGCCGUUCACACCGUCGACGACAACACUGAUCAUUUGGGUAACGCGAACGCGUAUUGCCCUCGACAGGACGCCCUUUGGAAGUACUGUUAUCAGAAUUGUCCCGAAGUGAAAAAGAUCAUCGAUGACCCCGCUACCCAAAAUCUGAUCGCGUACAUCAAUCAAAGCAUCGGGAUCACUUAUCGAGUGGAUGAGUUGUGGAAAUUGCAUGAUGUCACUUUUAUUGAGAACGAUAACAACUUGAAGAUGCCAACGUGGUGGAGUCAAAGUUUCCAGGAUAACUUGACUGAUAUCAAUGAUCGGGUUGAGGAUUUACAGGAUGGAUUGAACCUCCAAGCGCUGAAUGGGAUCAAUUUCGCUGUUGAGCUACCGAAAUUGAGAGCCGGCGCGCUGACGAAUGAUAUGAGAAUGCAUAUGGACAUCAAGCUUUCAUGCGCCGGGAAGACAACUCGAAACUGCAGCUGGAUAAACGGCUUAAAGUAUUACGCGUACUCGGCGCACGAUGAGACGAUCGCCUCAUUCUUGGCGACUCUUGGAGCGAAAGAUGAUGUCGUUCCCCAUGGAUAUCCAUUGUACAGUUCAGCGGCUGUGGUCGAAUUGUGGCAAGAUAAGCAAGGGAAAGCCUAUUUUAAGGUUUUCUACCAUCAAGGCGAUGGGGAUCUGUACGAUUUCGAUGAGAUCACAAAAUAUGUGACAGGCUGUGAUCGAUCAAUGAACUCACAGUACUGUAGCCUGGAUGUCUUCGAGAAACGAGCCGAUCUGUACAAUCCGGGUGAUGCUGCGAAGCUUUGCCAAGAUCUAUCAAUCUUGGAUUUUCUGUCAUCAUCGGCAAACCCUACAAAUCCAUCAACGACACCGAAAGUUUCGCGAGGAUAUUUUGAUCUCUUUUCAAUCACAUUCACGCUUCUUAUGGCCUUGAUUCGA
Mesorhabditis belari is the source of this 1359-nucleotide messenger RNA. Lineage: Eukaryota; Metazoa; Nematoda; Chromadorea; Rhabditida; Rhabditidae. The record is from the annotation of a GenBank genome assembly.